CCCGUGCCACUCCAGCUCAGCUCCUCAGGAGAGUGGGUAGUAGGACGGUUGGGAACGGUGUGGCAGGCCGUCGCUGGACCUGGACCGGGGGACUCCCUACAACACCGAACCGGCUCGCUCGAGAAAAGGAGGAUCCUCAUUCCCCUUUGUCCUGAGUACAAAUGCCCUGUUCCUGGAAACGAGCUGCGCUCCUGUCAGUGCAUGAGCCCAUGCCAACCUCAGCCUCUUUGGGCUUUGAAGUGCUCAAUGUCACCACACAAGUCCUCGGAUCUGCUCUUAACAGGACCCUUUCAGAGGGCAACUGCCCAGACACGGAGUGGUGGAGCUGGCUCAAUGCCAUCCAGGCCCCCUUCCUCUGGGUCCUCUUCCUGCUGGCUGCACUGGAGAACAUCUUUGUCCUCAGCGUGUUCUGCCUGCACAAGAACAGCUGCACUGUGGCCGAGAUCUACCUGGGUAACCUGGCAGCCGCGGACCUCAUCUUGGCCUGCGGAUUGCCCUUCUGGGCCAUCACCAUCGCCAAUAACUUCGACUGGGUGUUUGGAGAGGUGUUGUGCCGCGUGGUAAACACCAUGAUCUACAUGAACCUCUACAGCAGCAUCUGCUUCCUGAUGCUCGUGAGUAUCGACCGCUACCUGGCACUGGUAAAGACCAUGUCCAUGGGCCGGAUGCGCGGGGUACGCUGGGCCAAACUCUACAGCCUGGUGAUCUGGGGCUGUACGCUGCUUCUGAGUUCGCCCAUGUUGGUGUUCAGGACCAUGAGGGACUACAGCGAAGAGGGCCACAACGUCACCGCCUGCGUCAUCGUCUACCCAUCCCGCUCCUGGGAGGUGUUCACCAACGUGCUGCUGAACCUGGUGGGUUUCCUCCUGCCCCUGAGCGUCAUCACCUUCUGCACGGUGCAGAUCAUGCAGGUGCUGAGGAACAAUGAGAUGAAGAAGUUCAAGGAGGUCCAGACAGAGAAGAAGGCCACCGUGCUGGUGCUGGCCGUCCUGGGGCUUUUUGUGCUGUGUUGGGUGCCUUUCCAGAUCAGCACCUUCCUGGACACGCUGCUGCGUCUCAACGUGCUGUCGGGAUGCUGGGACGAACACGCCGUAGACGUCAUCACGCAGAUCAGUUCCUACGUGGCCUACAGCAACAGCUGCCUCAACCCGCUGGUGUAUGUGAUCGUGGGCAAGCGCUUCCGGAAGAAGUCCCGAGAGGUGUACCGAGCUCUGUGCCGGAAGGGAGGCUGCAUGGGAGAAACCGUGCAGAUGGAGAACUCCAUGGGGACUCUGAGGACCUCGAUCUCAGUGGAACGGCAAAUCCACAAGCUGCAGGAACAGAAACAGUGAACAGAAGCCACCAGGCAGGACUACUGUCAAGUGUGUGAGGACUGGUGGGACCCAAGCUCUUUGGCCUGGGUUCAGGAAGGAGCUUGAAGCAUCCUAGGGAAUCAGGCAGGUGACUCCAGCCCUGUCUCAUGGCAUAAGCAUGCUAUGAGGAAUGGGUACCCUGGAGCACAGCAGGAUUAUUCUUACUGGCUCUAAUUCCCCAUGAGUGGAAGGGUCGUGGGGUACGGGUGGGAGUGACAGAGCUUCCUUCCCUUUGGUGGAAGGACAGAUCUCCUGCCAGCUUUGGCCCCGUGGCUACAUGCACAGUAGGCAUGGCUGCCUCCUUUACCAGUUUCAAGGGUAUAAGAUUUAUUGGUCUUCUGAAGGUUAAAUUCUACAGAAUCUCUGAUAGGAGCCCAGAGACUAGGAUUCUGUGGCUCAUCUCACCUGUAGACAAGGUGGACAGCACAAAAGAAGAGCCCCAAAGCAUUUGUGGAGCACUUACUGAAUACACAGCAUUGGACACUGUGGUCAAGAGGGAAGAAAUGCAUAUGUAAUGUCUUACAGGAGCCCUGACGUUAGUGGAGAGUGCCGAGAACUUGCAGCCCCUAGAAGGCUGCUGCUGGUGUGUCAAAGCAAGGAACCGUGGGAGAUGGGAGAGCACGGGGGCCUAGGUGAGCCAGUAACCAUGAACAUGGUAGCCCAAUCCCUGCCGCAGCUUCUUCUGCUGUAACGUGAGGGUGUCCUGUGCUUUGAAAAAGUAGGGUGUUCUAUGGCUGUGAGGCAUCAGGACACACAUCACACAGAGACAGACACUCAGCACAGAGAAAGCCACUCAGGGAACACUCAGUGUGGGAAGGCCUGCAGGUAUCUGGAGCCCUCACUCCCUUCUACCUUUUUCUCCUAGUAUCUCACCCCUAUGCACACACAACAAAGCAUUUGCUACACGGGAAGACAGCAAGUGUUUGUUUUGCAAUGAAACGAAGGAAAAGAAUUCUGAUGAAGCUAGUCAGUGGUGACGCACACCUUUAAUCCCAGCACUUGGGAGGCAGAGGCAGGCGGAUUUCUGAGUUUGAGGCCAGCCU
Mastomys coucha (southern multimammate mouse) is the source of this 2395-nucleotide messenger RNA. RefSeq names its product bradykinin receptor B2 (gene Bdkrb2). Lineage: Eukaryota; Metazoa; Chordata; Mammalia; Rodentia; Muridae. Bases 162 to 1331 code for a protein of 389 amino acids. Gene Ontology annotation, cellular component: membrane. Gene Ontology annotation, biological process: immune response; vasoconstriction; smooth muscle contraction. The transcript has 3 exons. The record is from RefSeq and is a predicted model, not a curated record. Gene Ontology annotation, molecular function: bradykinin receptor activity.